AAGAUUAAGAUGUCGGAAAACCAGAAAAACACAAAUAGCUGCCUGCAUUGUACUGUUUUCAAUACGAAAUACCAGUACCAGGAGAUCUUCGAUGAGUUUGGCAGGGAGCUGGGCCUCCAAACGCUGCUGGCCAAGCAUUUCCAGCUGGAUGUGGCGCCCGAUCCGCUCCAGCGUCAGCUCCUGUGCGAGGUGUGCGUCAACACACUCAUCCGGCUGUUUGAUAUCGAUGAACUGCACCGGCAACAGGAUGCGGCGAGGGCUAGGCUCAAGGAUCCCAGUCCUGUUGUCAUCCUGGAUUCAGUCGAGCCUGAAGUUAAGCCUGCGCAGGCUGCUGCCGCUCCCAAGAAGGAAAAGGCUGCUCCUCCUCCUCCCUUAAGGGAACCAAGUGCACGGAUCAGUAAGAGAGUUCAGCCACCUCCGGUAGUGCCUGUUCCAUCUAAAUCGUCGGAAAGAGCCAAGGAGACGGUGAAACCCGAAAAGGAAGCAUCGCCCGCCAAGCCAAAGGAUGCAGAUCAGGAGCAUAUUAGUGUACUGAUACAAAACCUCCUCGAUGAAGACGAGGCCAUUAGCGAGGAAGUGGCAGACGAAGUUGAGUCAUUUUGUGAGGAAGUAGAAGCAAUUGAAGCUGCUCCCAUUCCAGAGGAGCCGCAAGCCCAAAGGAAAAUUGUCUUGUUGAACAAGAAAGCUGCGCGGCAACCUAGUCUAGAUGAAGACAUUUACAUAUACGAGCAUGAGGAUAUCCUGGAGCCAGCUGUAAAGAAGGUAAAGGUCGAAGUCAAGGCUCGAUCUUCAGCUAAGGAACAAGUUCAAGCGGAGGAGAGCCAAAGCGAGGGCGAAACCGAGGAGAGUCAUGUGGUGCUCUUUGACUUUGUUAUGAUCAAAGAAAAGGAUGACAUUGCUGACAUUGCCGAGUACUUGUCCACGGUGGUAAAGACCAGCUUUGAAAAGCUAACCUUUGAAUGGACCACGGCUUGCAAACACUGUUCCCAGAAGUUUCCUAACUUUGAGAGCCUUUUGAGUCACACACUAAAGUCGCAUAAAUCUCGAGGCAAUGUCUACAAGUGUCCCAUUGAUGGCUGCAGCAAGGAGUUGAAGGGCAGCAAAUUUCUGGCCAUGCAUUUGGUUGUCUUACAUGCACCCGUAGCUGAAAUACCCAUUUAUGGCAGUUGUCCGGAGUGCAAAAUGACUUUUUCAAACAUUUUGCAUUACAACAAACACUCUUGUGCUCAUAUGAUUAAAAAGAAGCGCGGUGUUCGCUUAUUUUGUGAAAUGUGUGCUCAGGAAUUUCCCUCCUGGAAGCGUUUUAACUUUCACAAUCAAUUCCAUUUGGAGAAGCAUAGGCCUCGUGCCUGCUUUGUCUGUGAUUAUGCCAGCACCAACAUUGAUGAGCUGUUUCAGCACUUGAACUACUCCCAUGAGCCUGUGGGCACUUUAUUUUGCGACCUUUGCGAUCGCACUUUUCGGGAUCCUGGGGUGUUCAUGGAGCACAAUAAGUCGCAUGCUAAUGUGAGCAGCACUACUUAUUCCUGCGGCGAAUGCCUGGCAGUAUUUGAGUCACGAAGUCGCCUAAAUGGACACAUGCGCUCUAUGCAUGGCAGCAUAAUUAGCUGCGAGCUCUGUUCCCGCGAGUUUGGUAGCGAGGCCACCUACAGCAUUCACAUGAAGAAGCAUCUGAUUAUCGAGAGAGAUCUGCACGUUUGCCACAAUUGCGGCCUGCUAAACGAUAGCCAAGAAAAAAUGGCUGAACAUGCAGAAACCAAGAAUUCGCCCUGUUUUAAGGCCAAGAUAUACACGGAGAUGCUACGCGAUGCCUAUGUCUGUGAAUACUGUUCCUCGUACUUUAAGCAAAAGUCCGAUUUGCAGGCACAUCGCCAGUCGGGAAUCCAUAAGAAUGGGUUGUUUUGGUGCCAGCCGUGUGGCAAGGAUUUUCCCCACAUGAAACUGUACCGCCAUCACCUGCGCAACUAUCAGAAAUUGCGAUCGGAUUCAACGCAUCGUAAGCUAGAAAUUUGUGUCUUCUACAUGUGCGAUCAGCAGGACUGCACGGAGGCCUAUGUGAACUGGAACUCGUUGUACACGCACAAGCGACGCACUCAUGAAUCGUCGGACAAGCAGACGGAGAAGGCCUCAAAGUCUGCUAAGGAUUGGAUUUGCCAGUUUUGCUUAAAGGAGUGCCGCUCAAAGAUGUCCUUGUCUGUUCAUGUGGCUAGGAGUCAUAAUAAUGACAACGUCUCCUGUUCCUUGUGCAAUGCCUCUUAUAAAAGCCAGGAUGCUUUGGACAAGCACCAUGCCUACUGGCAUGAGCCCAUCGAGUGUCCGCAGUGCUUUAAGAUUGUCAAAAAUCGUCGAAAUUACGACACUCAUGUUAAUGUUGUGCAUUCAAACAAGAAACGCUAUGCCUGCGGUGUUUGCGAAAAGGGUUUCUAUCAUAAAAGCGAAAUGGAGGCUCAUCAAAAGCUCCAUGGCCAGUUGUACAGCUGCGAGCAAUGCAGUUUUACCACAAGGAACAAGAAGUCCUUGUCGGUUCAUGUCCUGGGUCAGCACUACAAGCGUUUUGCCUUUGAGUGCAAAGUGUGCAACAAGAGAUUCGGACGUCGUCAGGGCCUGACUACGCACAUUCAGCGGGCUCAUGGCUCCAAGUACGUGUGCCGUGACUACUUCGAGGAAGGCUGCGGGCGCACCUUUGUCAGCAGUUCCCAGCUGAAUGUUCAUGUGCGGAAAGUGCACGAAGGCAGUAUUUUUCUACAGGAGGAGGAGGAGGAAGAAGAGGAUAGCGAUGGGCCAUCCACAUCCAAGAAGCCCUGCUAUAACAUCGAUGAUGAUAGCAAUAUUGAGUUUGUAGAAAUUGGAGACGGCGAGGAUGAGGAGGAGUUGGUGGAGGAAGAGGAGGAAGAAUUUAUUGAGGAUCCCAAUUUGAAUACUAAACAUUAAGGCUAAACUUCAAUUGCAAUUAACUAGCCAGAGUCUGGCGGAAGCAAAUUUGAUUUAUUAAGCGUUGUGGUUUGGUCAUUUAACUGCUGAAGAUUGUGUGCGGAGC
Molecule: messenger RNA, 3037 nt
Organism: Drosophila kikkawai
Lineage: Eukaryota; Metazoa; Arthropoda; Insecta; Diptera; Drosophilidae
Product: zinc finger protein 761
Biological process (GO): regulation of transcription by RNA polymerase II
Cellular component (GO): chromosome
Molecular function (GO): chromatin insulator sequence binding
Source: RefSeq, a predicted model, not a curated record